AUGUAUCCCCGUAGUAAGCGCCGAUACCCAGCACCGAAGGACGGGGCGAGAUGGAAUAAUUACUCAAGGCCCCCUCCCUCUCAUAGGCAUAGCGGACCUAGUGCACCUUGGCCUUGGAUUAAUAUAGAUGACGAAAUCGACGCGAAACUGCUUGCUUCCGAUCAACCUCCCAUACCUGAAAUGUGCGACCACAGUACAUGCAACGGUUGUUGGGAAGGUUAUCCGAAAUCCCGAUUCCCAAAUUGGACAGACUCUCAAGUGCGAAGGAGUGGAAUUAAGCGUGCCAUACAAAAUUAUGAUAAGAAAAACCCAUGUCUUGUCUAUUACAUGGACAUGAUUAACACCGGGUUGUUCCAAAAUGGGGGAACCCUGCUGGUGUACGACGACGAAACUUAUGAUCAUUUUUGGAAUAGACUAGUGUCAAUACAACGUCCGGUCGAAACUCGUCUACGGGCGAUAUUUGUCAAAAACAUGUCCGGUCCGAUUUUACAAAUGUUGGGAGCCAAGUAUAACAUUGAACCGUUCUUCUUUUCAUCCUCUUUGUCCUGGAUCCCCUCGCGUUUCCAAGAGGAGGUCAGGCCUGGAAAAGGAGAUCAUAUUACGAUCACCUUGACCUUUCUUCGAGCUGUGGAAGGCAACCUCUCUUCCACGGUUUCGCAUAUCUCGGAAGACACUGCUGUAGAUGACGAGGUUUUAGAUACCCAGCGUCCGUUGUAUUUAGGCUCAGGCGACGGGUGCUACCUCGUACUUGACCUAUUAGCAGUCCAUCUGAUUCGUGACGAACAUAGUAGCACGGUCAUUUCAUAUCAUCACACCGAUCCUGAUACUACUGCGGCUGAGUAUCUGCACGAACGAAUACGCUAUGCGGGGAAAAGCGUAUACUGGCAAAACAUCUUCCGGAACUCUCCCGAUCCAACUUUCAUCGUUCUGCUGUUUCUCUGGCAUGCCAUGUAUGCUUGGGACGAGGCGCUGGAGGUCUUAUACAGACAUAUCAUAGACAUGGAAAAAACGGUCAUGGACAGUGCUGAUAUGUACAUGACGCGCGGUUUACAUUUUAUUCGUGCUCACCACCUCCACUAUGCCUCCUUACUUCAAGAUAUGAAAAAAUCCGUCCGCUUCGUACUCACCACUCCCAACCCUGCCAUGGAAAACGUAGCGGAAGACGUAAAGCUGUUCAGCGAAAAACUUUUGGAGAAGGAAUGCAACAAUCUACUGAUCGAAAUUGAGAGAUUGGAAAUGCAGCUGAAUAUGCAAGACCAGCGACUUAAGAACGUUAUGAAUCUGGUCUUCAGUACAGUCAAUAUCCAGGAUAGUUCACGUAUGCAAGAAUUAUCUGAGGCAGCUGUACGAGACAGCGCUGCCAUGAAACAAAUAGCUUACCUGACGAUGAUCUUUUUACCAGCUUCCUACACUGCAUCCGUUUUCGGCAUGAACGUGAAAGAACUCACGGUUGGAGCUGCUUCAGGAGUCCUUGUGUACAUCGCAGUCGCAUUACCCCUGACAUUCGUGACAGUAUGGGUCAUCAUGACCUUCCAAAGUAAACAUUUCUUCCCGAACAGAUCCGGCACCACGUUCUGGAUGCGACUGGCUUGGCCGUUAUUAUUCUUUCGCUCGAUGUUUGGACUGGAUCCCAAAUCCAAGGACGAGCGUUUGACAAUCCUGAAUGGGCGCAGAGAAGCAGCCCAUGCCUAUAAUCAUGUCUGA
Messenger RNA from Marasmius oreades (fairy-ring Marasmius), 1704 nucleotides. RefSeq lists its product as uncharacterized. Gene Ontology annotation, biological process: transmembrane transport; metal ion transport. Gene Ontology annotation, molecular function: magnesium ion transmembrane transporter activity; cobalt ion transmembrane transporter activity; magnesium ion binding. The transcript has 13 exons. Gene Ontology annotation, cellular component: membrane. Bases 1 to 1704 code for a protein of 567 amino acids. The record is from RefSeq and is a predicted model, not a curated record. NCBI's taxonomy places the organism in Eukaryota, Fungi, Basidiomycota, Agaricomycetes, Agaricales, Marasmiaceae.